UUAGAAAUGAAUGCUGAAACAAAAAAAUUAAUACAAAUUCUUUUAAUCGGAACAUGUAUCAUCAAGAUUGUAUCUUUAGUAUUAGCAAGUGUUGUAUAUUCGAGAAACGAGGAAGGAAAUAAUGAAAAUUACAAUAUUAUUUGGGCUGUAAUAGUGGGUCUCUUGGUAGUUUUUGAGAUUACGAGUUACAUAAUAGAAAAUCGAGCUCUACUGACGUUAAUUCUGACGAAAUUAAUCCUGAGCCUAUGUGAAGUGGUAUUAUUAGUCUUUUCCUAUGGAAUUGAAUGUCAACCUAAAAGCCUUUGUCAAGUUAAUGAUAUUUUUAAAGGGUUCAUAACUUCAUGUGAUUUGUUGAGUUUAAUUUAUAUUAUCUAUCUUCAUCGUAAACUAUCAGUACUAGCCAGGCGUAGAGCAUUAGAAGCAAACUUACUUGAUGUUUUAGGAGAAAAUGAAUAUCCAAAAAACCCUGUUCCACCAGCAGUAGACGAAGUUGAAAUUGAGGAGGUUAUGUCUUAAUUAUUACUUACGGCCAAUACUAAAUUAAAAUUAUCUAAUCCUAAUAAAAUUUAUGUAAUUUUUACGUCCUUAAUAUUACAAAUAAAUUAAUGUAAAAUAAUAUUUUCGAAAUUUUAUUAGUUUCGGCGCCUUAAAAUUAUGAAUGAUAUUUAUCAUGCUUAAAAGCGC
Molecule: messenger RNA, 684 nt
Organism: Rhizophagus irregularis DAOM 181602=DAOM 197198
Lineage: Eukaryota; Fungi; Glomeromycota; Glomeromycetes; Glomerales; Glomeraceae
Source: RefSeq, a predicted model, not a curated record